Daucus carota subsp. sativus is the source of this 1599-nucleotide messenger RNA. Its product is annotated as omega-hydroxypalmitate O-feruloyl transferase-like. The transcript has 3 exons. The record is from RefSeq and is a predicted model, not a curated record. Gene Ontology annotation, molecular function: acyltransferase activity, transferring groups other than amino-acyl groups. Lineage: Eukaryota; Viridiplantae; Streptophyta; Magnoliopsida; Apiales; Apiaceae. Bases 897 to 1364 code for a protein of 155 amino acids.
CUCUCUCUCUCUCUCUCUCCCUCUCUCUCUCUCUUCCUAUCGCCCUCUCUGUAUCUCUCUUUCUCCUUGUCUCUCUUGCCAGUAUUGGAUUAUAUUGUUAUCAAUUUGUUGCUUAAUUUGAUAUUUAUAUGUAUAUAUGUGCGUGUAAUUGAUUUCAGUGCUCUGAUUUUUGUAAUUAGGGUUUAACCUUCUGUAUAUAAUCUGUGUGUAUAUGUAUAUUGUCCAGAACUGCUAGAUGGCAGGUGAUUUGAAUUCUAUCACAAAGACCUAAUCUGUUGCCUAUACAGUAGACGAGAAACAACAUAUAUGCAAGAGGUUGAAGAAGAGCUAGAAGCUAUGGAAGCAAUUGAUGUGGAAGAUAAAGAAGAUGAUUUCAUCUCAACUGCUCGAUCUACCAAUGAGUGGACUGAAUUUAGAGAUCAACUUGCCAAAACAAUGUUUGAAGAAUAUCUAGUAGGAGGGACUGGAGUUCUAUGACUUUUAUACAUUUUUUCUACGUGUAUAUAAUCUGUGAAAACAUGGAAGAAACAACAUAUAUGCAAGAGGUUGAAGAAGAGCUAGAAGCUAUGGAAGCAAUUGAUGUGGAAGAUAAAGAAGAGGAUUUCAUCUCAACUGCUCGAUCUACCAAUGAGUGGACUGAAUUUAGAGAUCAACUUGCCAAAACAAUGUUUGAAGAAUAUCUAGUAGGAGGGACUGGAGUUCUAUGACUUUUAUACAUUUUUUCUAUGUGGUUCUGUGGGUUGUCAUGUUAAAGUGCAGCACGAUUUUCGCUUGCAUUUAUAAUGGAUUCAUUUGAUUGAGAAAUGCCAGCAUUCUUUCUAUUUAUUUACAUACAUACAGCUCAUAAUCUAAAGUGUGAGGGUCUGGUGUACUUGAUCCUAAACACUUGAAUCAGAAUGUUACUGGCCUCUUCUGCUGGGAAGUCAUCAUCUGAUUCAGAAUACUAUUACUUGUCGAAUCUCGAUCAGAAUAUUGCUUCAAUAAUUCAGACAGUGUAUUGUUUUAAGCCUGAUGGUGACAAGAAGAGCACAGAAGGUGUUGGACUUGUUAUAAGAGAAUCUGAGAUGGUUUACAAAGCAUUCAACUUCGAUCAAGAGAAGCUAAUGAGGUUAAAGAAGUUGAUCAUGGAAGACGGGACCAUCAAGAACUGCUCCACAUUUGUGGCCCUCACGGCCUUGGUGUGGCGGGCAAGAACUGAAGCUCUUCAGAUGAAACCAGACCAACAACUCAAGCUAUUAUUUGUUGUUGACGGAAUAUCAAGAUUGGUGAAUCCUCCCUUGCCGAAGGACUAUUUUGGGAACGGGAUUGUGCUAGCGUGUAGUGUGAGUAAUGCCGGAGAUUUGGUGAACAAGCCAUUGUGCUAGCGUGUAGUGUGAGUAACGCCGGAUUGUGCUAGCAUUUCAGAUAUAAUUUCAGGUUUCUGCAGUAUAGUUAUCAGUGCUUGAUUAGCAUUUUUGUGUUAAGGUUGAGAUUCUUGAAUUUGGUAUUUUUGUUUGAUCAAUUAUACAUGUCUCUGUGAAGUUUUUGUAUUUUUGUUUGAAUUUUAUCUUAGACUUUAUUUGUAAUUUUGAAUGAGAUUAAAUAUCUAUCUUCAUGUAU